This is a messenger RNA of Anastrepha obliqua, 1810 nucleotides long. RefSeq names its product sentrin-specific protease 8 (gene Den1). Gene Ontology annotation, molecular function: deNEDDylase activity; cysteine-type peptidase activity. Gene Ontology annotation, biological process: proteolysis. The record is from RefSeq and is a predicted model, not a curated record. The coding region runs from base 478 to 1125 and encodes 215 amino acids. Lineage: Eukaryota; Metazoa; Arthropoda; Insecta; Diptera; Tephritidae. The transcript has 2 exons.
UGCCGUAGUUCGCUGUUAUUCUUUUUCGAUGCAGAAAGCGAAACCUAGAACAAAAUAGAAGAGAGAGAAUUGCAUUUUUGCUUAUUGUAUUGCGUAUUAAUUCGCAAAGAACGAUUGCCGACAAGAAAGUAAAAGUGAAUUUAAAGUUUCUCGUUUCUCAAUUAUUUACGGAUUUUAAAAAAGAAAACGCCAUCUUUGCGCAAACUAUAACGCAAGGAAAACAAGCUUUCGUAUUAAAAUUUCAUGUAAUCAACCAUAACUUUCCGAUAAUAUACCUUACAUACAUAUGUACAUACACACUACGAAACUCCUUGGCGACGACCACAUAUUGCGACUACGAUAAAAGUUAUCAACUAUAUAUUGUAACGUUUCCUCCGCAUCAACAACGGUGUGUGGAAAGAGAAAAAAUUGAAAAAUUGGAAGAAAAAUUGCAGCUGCAACGGUAGCGCUCGGGAAGAAGGAGACACAACGGUAAAAAUGAGUUCCUACUCACACGCGGAUCCCAUCGCGCUCAGCUUUAACGAGACUUGCCUGCGUAUGAGCGAUGUACAAUUACUGCAGGGACCACACUGGUUGAAUGACCAAAUACUUUCAUUCUACUACGAAUAUCUCGAAAAACUGAAAUACAAAAAUAACCCAGAUUUAUUGUUUGUCGCACCAGAGGUAACACAAUGCAUGAAACUGAUGGACGAUGGUGAAUUGGAAACUGUACUCAAUCAGUUGGAGGCGCCACGAAAACCAUUUAUUUUCUUUGCACUCAACGAUAACGAAACCACCCAAGCAGGUGGCACUCACUGGUCACUCCUAGUUUUUUCACGACCGGAAAAGACUUUCUUCCAUUUUGAUUCGUGGGGCAAUAAUAAUUCAAUAGCAUCACACCAAUUCGUACAACGAAUCAAGGAUGCGUUGAAUUGUCGCCAAUGCCAUAUGAAACCAAUACGUUGCCUGCAACAGGCAAAUGGAUACGACUGUGGAAUACAUGUAAUAUGCAUGACAGACAAUAUAGCCGACUAUGUUAAUCGGUACGAGUGUGUGGAAGGUGUGGAACCGCUGCAUCAGGAUACGAUCAGCGCUAAACGAUCAGAACUUCUGAAAUUGAUCCAAUCGUUAGGAGGAAAAAUUUAAAAAAUAACUGCCUAUAAAAAAAUAACUGCUUAUUGACGAUAAAACAGCAGAGAGCUUUACGCCAGGCAGAACGCAAGAAAGAUAAUUUGUUAGUUAGCGGCUUUUCCGGGGAUUGAAUAAAGAAAAUGACGAAAAAUGUCCGCAAGUAAUUUACUUUUUUUUAGGAAAGCACAGGGAUAGAUAAUAGAAAAUAAGACAUACGGAAUAAAUAUCUUCUGCGUUAAAAUUGAAAUUACAUCAAAAUGAAAUUGGAGUUUUGGCUCGCUUGAAAUUUGGUUUGUUUAAUACUAAGUUUAUUACAUUAAAUGAUUUUGGGGAAAAUCUAUUAGCUUUUAAAGAUGUGUAAAUUUUUUUUUCCACUAAAAAACGAAUAUCCUUUUGAAAAGGUAUUAAUGCUGGGCGAUUCUCAUUUACAGAGCACCCAGGAAUCGAAACUAAAAUAUAAUAAGUAUAUAUAUAUACACGUAAAAAAGGCAUGUGAAACAAAAACAAUUUGUCCCCCUAGUGUUAGGACCCAUUAGCUUUAGUUUUUCCAAUGACUUUAAUGAAGUACCGCUUAGUUCCUGAUGCUAUUAAUUCCUUUAACAGUUGCGUAUUGCAUAUGUUUAUUUAUUUAUGCUUAUCAGCAAACACACACACAUACUCGAAAUAUAUAAGUAUUGUGUUUUUUUUGUCAGUUAUCCAA